GAGCGCCAAUCAUCCUUCUCGAUCUUCUUGGCGGCAGCACCUGAAUAUCAACGUCCCAAUCUCGGAAGUUGAGAAUCUUGAGCCAAAGAGGUGCCCUUGUUCCCGUCAGACCUUCUUGUGAAUAUAAUUCAGCCAUUUACGCCCUGGUUCUCUAUCUUCUGGUGCCUCUACAAACCUGCAAGCUAGUCUUCGCCGGAUUUAAUCGCUUUCCGCGAUGGCUAUGAACAAGGUACCCGGCCAUAACAUCUAUAUCGGAGGCAUAUUUUCACUGAAGAACAAGGCUGCCUUGAGCAGAGCAAAUAUCACGCAUGUCCUUUCAGUGAUACGGUUACAACCAUCAGAUGACACGUUUCUGGCCUAUAAACACCAUCAUAUUGAGGUUGAUGACAUUGACGAUGAAAAUUUACUAGAACACUUCCCGUCCGCCAUCAAGUUCAUCCAAUCUGGCUUGGACGAAGGUGGCAGCGUGCUAGUUCAUUGCGCGAUGGGAAAGUCUCGGUCCGCGACUGUCUGCAUUGCAUAUCUCCUGCAUCAGCAGCGAAGUGCGCUUACACCGCAGUCCGCGCUUGCUCUCAUCAGGGAGUCUCGACCGCUAUGUGAACCUAACCCGGGAUUCAUGGAGCAGCUCAAUGUUUACCACCAAAUGGGGUGCCCCGAGGAUGUUACAUCACACACCCUCUACAGCCGUUGGCUUUAUCACCGAGAAGUUGAAGAGAGUGUAGCCUGUGGACGUGCUCCUGAGAUGCAGUCUGUUUUAUUCGAAGACGAACAACCGCAACAACGUAUAGACUCUGAUGGUCAAAACACUGAGAUCAAAUGCCGCAGAUGCAGGCGUAAGCUGGCGAUCGCACCCUUCGUUGUCCCUCAUGGGUCUCAUGGAGACCCUAAAGGUGCAAUAAAUUCUCAAUGCGCUCAUAUAUUUACGAGUCCACUGACAUGGAUGCGGCCGAGUCUUUUCCCAAAUACUCCUGAGGGUGCGCCUUUGUCGGGCCGCCUGACGUGUCCCAAUAGCUCAUGUGGUUCCAACAUUGGAAAGUUUGCGUGGCAGGGAAUGAAGUGUAGCUGCGGCGACUGGGUUGUUCCUGCCAUUGGCUUGGCGAGGGCGAGGGUAGACAUCUCUGAGCCGGUCGCCAUCCGACGGGGCCCAGGAAGCUUACCUUCCGGUAUCCGCUUACCACCAAAUAUGAGGCCCAGUGGUAUAGACGCUUUUAGUACCAGGUCUGAAACUGAAAGGGAUCCCACGAAAGGCAGCCUAUAGGCCGCACGACCCACGCACAACAACUUUAUGAAGAUGACUCGAUGACUGUUGCUAUGAGGUGGUGCACUCCCGCGCGGGUAAGCGGAGCCUACGUAACACUCUGCUAUUCAUGGAAGAUGGAGGCUUCUAGUUGUCGCGUGCCUGGAAUGGUCAGCCAUGUGCCAAAAACCCGCAAACAGUUGCAACCACAUACGCACGUGGCUUAAAGAUCGUCGAUAAUCAUUUUAUGAAAUGAGAAUAAACGCCACCCAAUCUCUCAACCCAAAAAGCAAGAGGUGGCAGAUCACUGGAAUGGAGUCUGGAGUCAUGGACCCUUGCGUUGGGCAAAAUUAAUGCACCCAAGACCAGAGCCUGAACGUUAAACUCUAUUGGAGAGUUGAGACGCGUUAA
This is a messenger RNA of Aspergillus versicolor CBS 583.65, 1648 nucleotides long. RefSeq names its product dual specificity phosphatase YVH1 (gene dspC). The record is from RefSeq and is a predicted model, not a curated record. Bases 215 to 1258 code for a protein of 347 amino acids. Lineage: Eukaryota; Fungi; Ascomycota; Eurotiomycetes; Eurotiales; Aspergillaceae. Gene Ontology annotation, molecular function: protein tyrosine/serine/threonine phosphatase activity. The transcript is spliced from 5 exons. Gene Ontology annotation, biological process: protein dephosphorylation. Gene Ontology annotation, cellular component: nucleus.